CGGAAUUAAAAAAACCAUCCAGUCAAGUCUCUCUUACCAAACUUCAGUCUCUAUUAGACUUAGUUCUUCGUAAUCCUUCCUCUGUCGCAUACACUGAUCCAUUUAAAGAAGAUGUCAAAGUGGAGAUGAGCACUGUCCGUUUAGUAGAUCAAUUACUACGUAUAAUAAACGUAGAAACAGCGCCAGUAAGUCGAACCAAUAGUUUUAGUGAAAGUUUGGGGAUUCGAAAAGAAAUUGGUAGGAUAGGAGAUGAAAGUGAAUAUGAAGGUUCUGAGGAUGGCUCUAUAAGUGGUGAAAGAUUUGGUUAUGCAGUAGGUGUAGUAUGGAAUGUAGGAGGUAGCAAGCAACCGUUAAUGGGAAUUGAUGCACUUACUUUGGAUUAUACAGUAACUUUUCCACUGUCUCUCGUAAUUUCUCGUAAGGCUCUUACCAAAUAUCAACUAUUAUUUAGACAUUUGCUUCACCUUAAAUAUGUUGAACAAUUAUUAUGCAACACCUGGAUUGAACAUUCAAAGUCAUUUUAUUGGAGGAAAGGGUCAGGUCAUCCUACCAUUGAAGCUUGGAAAAGUCGUGUUUUUGCUCUUCGUCAAAGGAUGUUAGUUUUCGUACAACAAUUUGCAUAUUAUAUUACCAAUGAAGUUCUAGAACCCCAAUGGAGAAAUUUGGAGGCUAAUCUAGCAAAGGUAUCUACUGUUGAUCAAGUAUUACAAUAUCAUUCUGAUUUUCUCGACACGUGUCUUAAGGAAUGCAUGCUAACGAAUGCAAAACUAUUGAGAACAUAUUCAAAGUUGGCUUCUGCGUGUGUCCUUUUUUCAAACAACACCGAAAAAUUUAUGAAAUCUCUCACCAUACUCGAAUCACAAGUAGAAUCUGUGUCAGACCCCAUACAAAUAGACUCACAAGAUCGUACCUUGCAAUUAUUUGAAAAAUUUGAAGAUUAUUUUCUUUAUCAUAUUAAGUUGUUAAUUGAAUGUCUAAAUUUUUAUUCCGCAACUGAAACAGUUCAAUUUUUAUGUUUG
Racocetra persica is the source of this 1019-nucleotide messenger RNA. Lineage: Eukaryota; Fungi; Glomeromycota; Glomeromycetes; Diversisporales; Gigasporaceae. The record is from the annotation of a GenBank genome assembly.